AUGAAAGUUUUCCAAUUAUUUCGAAUUCAAUCAAUAUAUGACAUAACAGUUGGUCGUAAAAAGAGCGAAGCCGAAUCGACAUUUCUUAUUAUAACACAAGGACGUUCUGGUCAAGCUGAAGUGUAUAUUAGAUCUAUUCCUGUUUCUGCAAUACCAACAGAUAUGGAAGGAUCGAGCAAUUGGGUUCAUCAGUUCUAUCGUGAUAAAGAUGAAAUAUAUGAUUAUUUUGUUCAACAUGGAACUUUGAAAGACUAUGGGUUACCUCGAAUUGAAAUUCCACAUAAUUAUUAUGCUUGA
Rotaria socialis is the source of this 297-nucleotide messenger RNA. Lineage: Eukaryota; Metazoa; Rotifera; Eurotatoria; Philodinida; Philodinidae. The record is from the annotation of a GenBank genome assembly.